Cygnus atratus (black swan) is the source of this 5881-nucleotide messenger RNA. It is a transcript of the gene MTHFD1L, whose product is annotated as methylenetetrahydrofolate dehydrogenase (NADP+ dependent) 1 like. The coding region runs from base 174 to 2945 and encodes 923 amino acids. The record is from RefSeq and is a predicted model, not a curated record. The transcript is spliced from 28 exons. Gene Ontology annotation, biological process: tetrahydrofolate interconversion. NCBI's taxonomy places the organism in Eukaryota, Metazoa, Chordata, Aves, Anseriformes, Anatidae. Gene Ontology annotation, molecular function: methylenetetrahydrofolate dehydrogenase (NADP+) activity; formate-tetrahydrofolate ligase activity; ATP binding. Gene Ontology annotation, cellular component: cytosol; mitochondrion.
GUACUCCAAAACGCUGCGGCCCUCUUCUUUCCUGGGGGGGGGGGCGGGAGGACGGAAGCAAUGGGGGCUCCGCCGGGGCGGAGAGCGGGGCAGGGGGGAGGGCGGUGCUCGGACGAGCCCUGCCCCGCUCCCCGCCCCGGCUUCGCCGCCUUUCAGCCCUGCGGAGGCUGAGGAUGAGGCUCGCAGCGCUGCGGGGCUGCCUGCCGCCGGCACUGCCCGGGGCCCCGCGGCGGGGGCUGAGCGUGCCGCGGGCGGCGCGCAAGAUCACUGAGAAUGCAAGAAAAUCCUUGGCCUCUCUUAAGAGAGAAAACCCUCGGCUUGAGCCAACGCUUGCCAUCAUCCAGGCACGUAAUGAUCCUUUGGUUCAAGAAAUAAACAAGAACUUUGCUGAGGAGGUUGGUCUACGUGUUGUUCACAUCUGUCUCCCUGAAGGCAGCAGCAAAGAUGAGAUUGUCAAUGAAAUCUUGAGGCUUAAUGAGGAUCCUAAUGUGCAGGGCCUUGCCCUUGACCUCCCAGAAAGCUCAUAUAGCAGCAAGGUAUUAAAUGCUGUGAAACCUGAGAAGGAUGUGGAUGGAUUAUCUGAUGUAAACCUGGGACGUUUGGUACGUGGAGAUGCCUAUGACUGCUUAGUUUCUCCUACUGCUUGUGCUGUGAUGGAGCUUCUUGAAGACUUAGAUGGGAAGAUGGUGCUGCUGGUGGGCGCUGACGGGGCCCUGGGGGCCUCCUUGCACUGCCUGCUGCAGAGGAGGGGAGCCACCACCACCAGCUGCCAGUGGAAGUCCCGUGAGCUACAGAACAAGCUUCAUCAUGCGGAUGUGGUGGUAGUUGGCAGUACAAAACCUGAUGAUGUUCCUGUGAGCUGGAUAAAGCCUGGAACCACCAUCAUCAACUGUUCUCGUGACUUGCUGUCAGGGAAACACAACUGUGGUCAGCAAAACAACCAUGCUGCUGAAAACGCGGUUUGUUCUCUCGCAGUAGCAAUGCGAAUGCAGAACAUGGUAAAAAACAUAGAGCGAUGGAUCCAGUCGCAGCAGUUCAGGAAGUGGGACCUCCGCUGCUUGAAGCUUCAACCUCUCUCACCAGUGCCCAGUGAUAUUGAGAUUUCCCGAGCGCAGAGUCCAAAAGCUGUCGAUGUACUUGCCAAGGAGAUAGGAUUGCUUACAGAUGAAAUUGAAAUCUAUGGCCAAACCAAAGCCAAAGUACGUUUGUCCCUGCUGGAAAGGUUAAAGGAUCAACCAGAUGGAAAAUAUGUUCUAGUUGCUGGAAUAACCCCUACACCCUUAGGAGAAGGGAAGAGCACAGUUACAAUUGGUCUUGUUCAGGCUCUUACUGCACACCUUAACAUUAACUCCUUUGCUUGUCUGAGACAACCUUCCCAAGGACCUACUUUUGGAGUUAAAGGUGGAGCAGCCGGUGGUGGAUAUGCUCAAGUGAUUCCCAUGGAGGAGUUCAAUCUUCAUUUGACUGGAGAUAUUCAUGCUAUAACGGCUGCGAAUAAUUUGCUAGCUGCUGCUAUUGAUGCUAGGAUCUUGCAUGAGAGCACUCAAUCUGAUAAGGCUUUGUAUAAUAGACUGGUUCCAGUAGUUAAUGGUGUGAGAGGAUUUUCUCCUAUUCAGUUUGCCCGUCUGAGAAGGCUGGGAAUAAACAAGAUUGAUCCUGGGACUUUAACAGAAGAAGAGAUCAGUAAAUUUGUGCGUCUUGAUAUUGACCCAUCUACCAUAACGUGGCAAAGAGUGGUGGAUACAAAUGAUAGAUUCCUACGCAAAAUAACGGUUGGCCAGGCGAAUACAGAAAAAGGAUUUGUCCGUCAGGCUCAGUUUGAUAUUGCUGUUGCAAGUGAAAUUAUGGCAAUCCUGGCACUCACCAACAGCCUGGAAGAUAUGAAGGAGAGGCUGGGGAAAAUGGUGGUGGCUAAUGACAAGAAAGGAGAACCAGUAACAGCAGAGGAUCUGGGAGUAACAGGUGCUUUGGCAGUUUUGAUGAAAGAUGCAAUUAAGCCAACACUAAUGCAAACAUUAGAGGGAACACCAGUAUUUGUUCACGCUGGACCUUUUGCUAACAUUGCACAUGGAAAUUCUUCUGUUUUGGCAGAUAAAAUUGCCCUUAAACUAGUUGGGGAAAAAGGAUUUGUUGUGACUGAAGCUGGCUUUGGUGCUGACAUUGGGAUGGAGAAAUUCUUCAACAUCAAAUGCAGAGCCUCUGGCUUGGUUCCCAGUGUGGUUGUACUUGUUGCUACAGUGAGGGCUUUGAAGAUGCAUGGAGGUGGGCCAAAUGUAACUGCUGGUGCACCCCUGAAGAAGGAAUACACAGAAGAGAACCUCCAGCUGGUAGCUGAUGGCUGCUGUAAUCUACAGAAACAGAUUCAAAUUACUCAGCUCUUUGGAGUUCCUGUUGUGGUUGCUCUAAAUGUCUUCAAAACUGACUCUCCUGCUGAGGUUGAUCUGGUGUGUGAGAUUGCAAAGCAGUCUGGAGCUUUUGAUGCUGUACCCUGCAAUCACUGGUCGGAUGGUGGUAGAGGAGCAGUAAAACUAGCUCAAGCUGUGCAAAAGGCAGCCAAUCAGAAAAACAGUUUCAAAUAUCUCUACAGCUUGGAGCUUCCUAUUGUUGAAAAAAUAAGGAUCAUUGCUCAGAAGGUGUAUGGAGCUCAAGAUAUAGAAUUGUCUCCUGCUGCACAGUCACAAAUCGAUCGUUACACCCGGCAGGGAUUUGGAGAUCUUCCCAUCUGCAUGGCAAAAACUCACCUAUCCCUCUCCCAUCAGCCUGAGAGGAAGGGUGUUCCCACUGGUUUCAUUUUGCCGAUUAGUGAUGUGCGAGCCAGUAUUGGAGCUGGAUUCAUCUACCCUCUGGUAGGAAUGAUGAGCACCAUGCCAGGACUGCCCACGAGGCCGUGCUUCUAUGACAUUGACCUCGACCCCGUCACAGAGCAAGUGAAGGGAUUAUUUUGAGACUGCAGUCAAACUUCAGAAGCCUGGAAAUUAAGAGCUGCAGCUUUUCUAUUUCCUGCAAACAGGAGACAAAAAUGAAUUUGAAGUAUUCCUGUUAUGUGUCUCUGGAGGAAUGUCAAGAUAGACCAAAGAGCAAAAGUUUACUCUUUCUUCAAACUAGUUUUUUAUGAUGAAAUAUAGCUGUGAGGUUAAAAAAAAAAAAAAAGGAAAAGAAAUGACAAGCUAAAUGUUUCUCACUGUAGUGCAGAAAGCUCUCUGCAGGGUCUUAUACUUGUUUGUGGAUAAACUGACAUUGAAAAAAAGUGGAAUUUUUGCCUUUAGAGUUUUCAUCUUUUCUCAAAGGAGUUAACAGAACUAUUUCCCUUAUCCUUGGCCAUCUAAAAACUUACGCAAACAUGAUUAUGCUGUGUGAUUGAGCCUGUUUCUCUCAAAAAAAUACGCUUUGGCUCCUGGCAUUCAGGAGCUGAAACUAUACACAGAUUAACUGCACAUUUUUGAGUUAUCAUCAAGUGUUGCUCUGGAUGCAUUUGGGCAACAGCCAAGCUUCAAGCAAGGAAGAUAUUAAGUAGAGAAAGAACAGAGCAUGUAUUUUGUGAAGCGUUUCUAAUAUAUAAUUAGUUUCCUUGGUGGGCAAAUAUCUUCUGAAACACUUCAGCCAGAGCUGUCUCAUAUCCAUAGGUCUCUGUGUAUCCGAAGCAUAUGUUAGAGGCUGUCCAGCUGACAAUGUGCUUGUUGUGGUGGAGCUGGUUGUUCAGAGAGGGCAUUGCUCCAUCAGAAGCCCUGUUAUGCUCCAGUUCCUGGCUAAUGAAGCCUCCUGCUGUGCUGGCUCCAGACCUAGAGGCUCUGUGCCCUGUCCCUGGCAGCGUACGACGCCCGGGAAUGAGAGAAGAAUGCCCAUCACGCGAGGAUGCGACAGGGCAGGACUUUGCUGUGCAGUUUUGAGCCGCCUUGUAAAGCUGGAAUGUGUUUUGUAUUUGAAGUGACUACUCAAACAAGUCAAAUCCUCAGCAGUGUGCGUUAAUUUACCUCUCUAACUUAUCUUUUCCAGUUUCCCAAAUCUGCAGCAAAAUGUGCCUUAAGCUUUGGAUACUGCGUUUAGCUUUCCAAGCUGCUGCUCCUCAGGAAACUCUCACUGACAGACUGUUGGUUCCCUCAAUAACAAAAAAUGCGGCAGAACAAUAGGUUUAAUCGAGACAAUAGGCCAUUGGUUUUUUUAAGGUAAAAAGCAGCGAAAUAAUGAUGAGGGAGUUUAUUUUCCUGGUGACGUUUUCCAUCCUGUUGCUUUGCUCCGCUUACGCACAUCUGUAUGUUAUGGGCCGAUACAAUGCCGUUUGGGUUCCCUUUUGCACAGCCACCUUUGGAGCCUGAGUUGCAGCACAGUUCCUGAGAUAAUUGAGGGGUUUGUUUGGGUUUUUAAAAUCAUGCUUGGUUAUUUAUAAACCCCAAACUGUAAUUAUGGACCAAAGAACAAACUGGGGGCAAUUAAAGUAAUUAUCUGUACCUUCCCUGGAGUAGCACGGAAAUGUCUGCUGACUGCAUUUAAGAACGGCUCUAUUCAUAGCAUUGUCUCCCAGCACCGGGGGGAUCGCAGUGAUGGUAAACAUAAAAAAAAAUAAAAUAAAAUAAAGCUAUCUGAUACUCUAGCCUGAUUAGGUGAUAGAGCUCAUAACACUGUGGAUGCUUUAAUUUAACUGAGGAGAAGGACAAACCUGCGAAGUAGAAAGCAAAAUUCACAUAUGGAUUUCACAGCUCCUGCGGACAGAGAGUUCUGGUAUUUUCUAUUAAAUUGUGCCCCAGAAUACAACCCCACUAUUCGUAUGCACAACUGUGUUGUAAUUUAGUCCCGUGCACACCCAGAUACAUAGCCUGGAAAAACCCAAAGACUUCUGGAAAGAAAUAAGAGUGGUUUCCAGGCAUAGUUUUCCUAUAGUUCCAGCAGUUUUUUCAAGAUAUAUAAAUGAGGUUUUCCCUGUCUUGCCCAGUGAAAUUCAGAAAACCAUAACCUUGCCUUACUCGGGGUCACCGUGGCUUCCCCACUGCUGUGUGGGACUUAUCUGAUGGGAUUGUGCAGUGUGGGCUGCUAAAGAUGACACUGGCUGUCCGCUUGUGGAGCAUCCUUACACGUGCUUACUGUCCCUUCAGGCCAUGCACACUGGGGCUGUUUUUCUGACCCAUCGGUCUCUCCCUAAAACACCGUUCCAGCUCUGUUCAUUUAGAGUUAAGAAACAUCCAGUAAUUUUUCUACUUUUACAUGCCUAGGAUUUGUUACAUUAUUUUGAUAGCUUCAAUAAUUGAAGGAAAACAGGAACGACUCUCUUUUGUUUCAUCCUAGCUUUUUUCCCCCUUCUAGUUAACUAUCUGCAAAAUCCCUCGAGCUAUUCCAUUUUUUGGCUCGUCAUUUUAUAUUUUAGCAGAAGAUUUGUUAAGAGUAAUCCACGCUGGCCUGCGGGUUCUGCCUCGCAGUCUGCAGGGAUUGAGUUAUUGGCCAUCGGCUGAGCUGCAGAAACAGUCCCAGUGCCUUCCCUUGGGCCGCCCUAUUUCUGAGGCCAAAUGCCUUCAUCAAGAAGGGUUUAAAAUGAAAUUUUUGCGAGGUAAGUGGUAUUGCUAGGUGUGUCACUUGUUGCUGCACAGCUGGGCUUGUAGAUGUGGGGCUCCCGCCUUUGCGUCGGCUCUGAGCAAUUUUGCAGCAUUGCAGACGUGCAGCUUUGCGGGGCAGUUUGCCUAUAGCACGUUAAAAACCACACGGGUGUUUGUUGUCAGGUCUGCUUUUUGUAGGCACUGAGUAUUUUGUUAUUGCUGCUGCUGAAAACUAAUGAGAUUGAAAUAUUUCAGACUGAUUAAAACAGGUUUCUUGGUUUGUACUUUAAAAUUAAAAGCUCUGGGUUUUCAGUUGCUGUAAACGUAAAAAUAAAGGAUGUGUGCUGAUGUUCAGUUUG